UUCAGCUACUUGUACUAAACGGCAUCUGCGUUUGAAAUGCCGCCCGCAAACUCUGCCAUGACAUGCUGAAAAUAUUAUUAAAAUUAAUAUUUACCAGUUAGUUACAUUUACAGAGAGCAGGCAGCAUGGAGAGUAGAAGUGAUCGAGAGAACGAGAGCUCGUCAUCCCCCGGCGGGAUACUGCUGUCCCCUGCGAUGGACCGGAACCCCUCCCCGCCGCCUCGAGCAGCCGGGGAAAAGACCACCGGAGACGUGGACGCGAUUGGAGACACCGUUUACAGCAAGCACUGGCUGUUCAGCACCCUGACUCGUCUCAUUCAGAUGGUCACUGAGCAUUUGGAGGGGAACUCUGAAGGUCAGAUGGAGCUCUCUGAUGAUGAUGAGCAAGACCUUUGCAGAGUCUGGGAUAUGGCCAUGGAUAAGGAUGUGGCUGGUUUUCUGCAGGAGUUCAAAGCUACUGAUAUCCUUCUUGGGGUGAUAGCCAAAUCGUGUUGUCCACGUCUCACGGAAAUUUGUGUGGGAAUCCUCGGAAACAUUGCUUGCUUUCCUGACACUUGUCUGACUCUCAGCCAAAACGAAGACUUAGGUGCUGUGCUGUUGCUUCUGCUUGGAGAUACAGAUCCUCCAACCAUUCUGGAAACGAGCAGAUUGCUGCUGACCUGUAUCUCCCAGAAAGAUGUCUGUUCCCUGUGGCUUCAGCGACUACGUCAGCAGACGUCUGUGCGCUCCAACCUCUUUUUCAUCAUAUGCAGUUCUACCAACACUGACCUGCUUGAGAAGGUUGGAGAGCUGCUUGACAAAUUAUUUGACCUUGACGAAGAGCUGAUGAAGAGUUGGAUCACUGCUCAACAAAGUGAGGAGGAGGAGGAGGCGGAGGAGGAGGAGGCUGGCCCGCGUAGUCCAAAUGUGGCCGCAUGUCUCCUCGAGGCUGCCAAGCAGCUUAGAUCAGAGAGUCCAAAUGGCUUAGAGGUUUACCUACAUGCCCUCCAACUCCUCACCACCGUGGAUGAGGGCAUCCAGACUUUCGCUGCCCCCGAUGGACCCGGCAAAGCGGUGUGGGACUUUGUCUGUGAUGUUGUGUGUGAGGACCUCUGCCAGCCAACUGAUCUUCCCGUUGUCCUGCAAGAGCAGAAGAGCAUUUUGGUUCAGGCGUUUGCUGUGCUGCAGGCUCUUUAUAGGUGCCAGGAUCAGUGGCGCAGCAGAAGUGACACAAGUCUUCCCCUUAUUGGAAGCAUUUUGCGAGUGCUUCAGUACCACAGUGAGGCAAAAGAUGAGGGUUUCAGCAAAGGAGGCGUCAAAGAUGAACAGCUACAGACUCUCGCAGAGAUCACAGCUGAGUUUCUGGCGGAAAUCUGUAUUCAAAUUCCCACGGACACCGUGGCAGAUUUGGUGAAGAAAGGAUACCUUACAGAGAAGACGGCUCUCACGGCUGCGAGCUGUUUAGUUGUGAAAUUCAAGGCCUCCUUUGAGCACCUGCAGUCCGUGCUGUCGGAGGCUGAUCCCCAAAUGGCAGACGUGGUGAGGAAACAGUUUCCUGCCUGAGCCAUCCGGCGCAUCAGUGUUCAGCGCUCAUCCAGACUCUCAUCACUGCUUUUUAUAGCAACCUCCAUUUCCCCUCAAAAGAGCCUGGUUAUAGUCGUAUUUUGGGAUUUCCAUUGGAAAGCCGCAGGGAGGAUGUCGCGCCGCGCCGAGUGACGGGCGGAAUGACGCCGCCACACUAAGUGAUGUUCAAUUGUGUUUGUCUUUAAUGUUUUUGAUUCUGUAAAUGCUAUUUUUGUAAUAAACAAUUUACAUUCUUAUAAUGACAAUAUCUUUCUUACACAUUUGUGAUCAACUGCUCACUGACGAGAGGUAUUAUUGAUAUUUAAGUUUUUAUUUAUUUUUACUACAAAGCCAAUAUGUGCCUUUCAAUAUCAUUUUUGAAAAAUUAAAUAACGUGAAAUAAAUUAAUUUCAGUCCACAAUAAAAUUAAAUCAAACAUC
Pungitius pungitius (ninespine stickleback) is the source of this 1981-nucleotide messenger RNA. It is a transcript of the gene saal1, whose product is annotated as serum amyloid A-like 1. Lineage: Eukaryota; Metazoa; Chordata; Actinopteri; Perciformes; Gasterosteidae. The transcript is spliced from 13 exons. Gene Ontology annotation, cellular component: nucleoplasm. Gene Ontology annotation, biological process: positive regulation of synoviocyte proliferation. Bases 126 to 1541 code for a protein of 471 amino acids. The record is from RefSeq and is a predicted model, not a curated record.